Messenger RNA from Babesia microti strain RI, 1179 nucleotides. RefSeq lists its product as hypothetical. The record is from RefSeq and is a predicted model, not a curated record. The coding region runs from base 1 to 1179 and encodes 392 amino acids. NCBI's taxonomy places the organism in Eukaryota, Apicomplexa, Aconoidasida, Piroplasmida, Babesiidae. The transcript is spliced from 4 exons.
AUGUCAAAAUUUCCCAAACAUUCCUCUGGUGGGCAGCCAGAGCAUACGCACCGGCAGUUGCAACCCAUACAGCCAAAUAUGCAGCCACAGCAUUCGACUAAUAGGCAAAAUUAUCCCAUGGGUUAUCAACCUUUGGUUUCUAAUAUUCCAUUGAAUGUUUCCAUGCCUAGUUCUAUUGGUGGUAUUGCUAUGGACAAAAAUGUUGUUAUACUUGGCAAUCGACAGAUGGGAAUAAAAUGGCAACAUAUGCCACAAAUUAAACAAUAUCCUAUGUCGCAAGUGCCAAUGAAAAUGAUGCCAAUGACUCCAGUUGUGAUGAUCCCAAAUUCCGGUGUAAAGAUGGUUCCGUCACAUCUGUGUAACUUAAAUCCACAUCAAAUCAAUCAAAUGGCCACAUCUAAUACGGAUAAGAAUAGGCGUAUGUGCGUAGCAAGGGCAAUGACUACGGCUACAACCGCCGCGGCCACCAGCGCCUCUAUCGCCAGCGGUACUAAUUAUAGCGGAAAGCAAUCUCACAUCACCACGACCAAUAUGGCCCUGGACCUACAGCUACAGGAUCUGGUGGCCAUUUGUCUGGGCAGAAUUUACCAGACCAACGGGAUCUGGAUAUCAUUAGUUAGCGAACGGGACAUAAUUGAUCACUUGAAAUCGUCAUUUCUACAGAGACUUGGAGUGAUGUACAAUGAAGCCUGCAAAUUUCACCAGUACAGCCUUGACCUAGAGAAAAAAAGAUUAUCUAACAAAAAGUCAAUAAUAAGCCCAGAUCAGGAUCUAAAGCCAUUGACUGAAUAUUUUUGGCACAAGGGAAGAAUGGAACGCAUAAUGAAAAACUACAAAAAUAUAGCAAAGAUGACAAUUGAGCAGAAAGAUGAUGAUAAAAGUGACAAGGAUAAGGGAGCUAGCAUGAAUACCGAUUCUGACACGAACAAUAGUGGUUUCUUCAACACCAACAUUGGAGGGAGCCAAAUAAAUUCAAUGAGCAUUAGCCGAGUCUCUCCCAAUGUUAUGCAGACAAUUGAGUAUUCUGAGGUUGCAUAUAAUCAACGGAUUUUGUUGGCUAAAGUAAAUCUUCAAAACAUCCGCGCUACUCUAUGUGGUGAUAAGUGUGAGAAGUUCAUGCCCGGCGUAUUUAGACACUCACAGUUGAACUUAAUCGAGAGUAUGCUGUCUAGGACAUAG